AUCAUCCAUCUAUCCACAAUUACCCUCAAUUACUGCUCGUCUGCUUGUCCCUGAGCCAGACUCCACUGUUCAUAAUCUAGUCUCGUUAGCGCGUCUGGUUGGGGUGGGUGAUACCCUCGCCGGUGACUUCAACCCGCAACUAGCCGCAUCGCUCCUGACCUUUCUUUCCCCUCAGCCGGAAUUCACCUCCGUACUACCUGCCGCAGGGCACUGACGCUAUCGAUUGCGGUCCCGGCCUUGGCCGCUGGACGGAAUGGCACUGCCCACCAUGGGGAGCGACUUUCAGCUGUUCUCUCCUCUCCAGUCCUCGGACAGAAGAGACUCACAGGCCGACUCCACGACUUUCGCCCAGUCUACAACGGAAGAUUCGAGCCAGGAUUGGACGCAGUGGAUGAGAUGGGACGACAAGGGCUUCGCCGAUGGAGCAAAGGACGUCUCCCAAUCCCCUUUUGAUACUACCUUCACCUCACCCAAUGCGUCAAUUGGCAACACAGAUCUCUUUCAAAAGUCCGACUUUUCUCCUGACAUCAACCUGGACUGUACCAAUAUUCCUUUCGAUUCCUUACUCGACCAAAAUUACGGUGGCGUGUGCCAAUCGAAGAUCGGAUCCAUUGGUACCGACCUCCAGUCGGCGCUUUCCGCUACGUCAGGUUCCCCGUUAUCCUCGGAAGGAACUGCUCGCAAACGCAAGUCGGGCAGUGAUGAUGAUGGGUCAACCGUGAGUGGAGUUGUCCCGACCGGUAAGAAGAUGCCGGCCAAAAAGCGAGCGCACAACGUCAUCGAGAAACGCUAUCGAGCCAACCUCAAUGAGAAGAUUGCCGAGUUGAGGGAUAGUGUACCCAGUCUCCGAGCGUCGAAGAAUGCAUCGGGUAGUCUAAUGGAUGACGACGACGAAGGGGUCACUCCCGCCAACAAGUUGAACAAGGCCUCUAUCCUUUCAAAAGCCACCGAGUACAUUCGUCACUUGGAGAUCCGGAACAAGCGACUUGAGGAUGAGAACAUGGCCUUGAAGAACCGACUUCGUCAAGCGGAAAAGGCCGUUGAUCAAUCACUGACCUCCGCAGCAUCCGUCUCCUCACCCAGCAACUACACCGUUUCCACAGAGUCUGGCGCGAGCUCAUCCCCCAGUGUGUUCUCGCAUGUCGAGGAUAGUCCUAGUGACCACUCGCCGACCUCUCUAUACCCCCCUGAAGGUUUGCUGAAGGUACCCGAUGCCUUCAAACGCAUGCGAGAGGAAUCCACUGCCAAGGAUAACGCGUUUUCUCAAUCAUACAUCCAAUACCCUAGCAGCAACAACAAUGUCUCCUCCCCAUGUGGUGGUCGUACCAGGCGCUCAUAUUACCCCAACAAGUACAUGCUUGGUGCCCUUGCUGGUUUAAUGAUCGUCGAGGGUAUGGGCAGCGAAAAGAAAACGGAGUCAACCGCCAAGGGGCUGCUGGCAAUGCCGAUGAACCUGUUCGGAAACCUGCAAGCUAGCCUCCAGAGCCCCACCGCAGCAUAUUGGCUUGUAGUGGCUCGAAACUUUUGGUACUCAUGGCAUGCACGAGCCAUCUCGCAUUUUCUUAUUCUCGCCACCCUUGUCGUCGGCAGUGCAUUCAUUGUCUUCGUUUACCUCUUCAACGCUACUCCUGGUGAACAGUCCUCUUCGCUGAAGACUUCGUCACCGUCUGAUACAUCGUCAAAUUUCCGACGUCAGGCCUGGCUGACAAGCAUACAGCGAGUCGGGGUCCCGCGCCACCGCUUCUUCCACGAGUGGUACGUCGUGACCUCGCGCUGCUUCGAGUACGUCUUGCGAUGUCUCCUGGGUUGGAAGCUGUAUUCUUCGAUUACCGGGGUUACCGAGGAGGACGAAAAGGGACGAGUUAAGACCUGGGAUAUUGCUAUUGACGCACAACUGGCUGGUGGCGACGCUGAAAUCAGCAAGAGUCGUCUAGUCCUUACCAUCUUUGCGGCAGGUACCCUGCCUAGGAGUCCGAUGAGGAUGAUGCUCAAAGCUCUCCACUGCCGUAUUCUGCUUUGGAGAGUUGGGGACCGCGGCUCUUGGAGCUUCGACUUGUCGAAUGAUGUCGCUCGUUCAUUGGCAAGGUAUCAAUGGGACCUCGCUCGGACCAUGCACAAGGCUAUGCCGAAAGAUCAUCCUGAUGCCCUGCCUAGCCACCUAGCCGCGUUGUUGCAACUGGACUGCGAUGAAGUCAUGAUUGACAGCAUCGUGCAAAGAGCGGCAAACCUCACUUGGAAUCGUCCCACGCAAGAAGGCACUGAUGAUGACCAGGCUCUACUGGAUGUGGUGGAAGAAGACCCUGCCAUUCAAUCUUCCCUGGAUGCCCUCGCAGCUUGGUGGUCUAGCCAUCUCUUGCAACGGGCGCUGCUCAGAUACUUCGAAGCUAGCUCCGGUGGUCCUGACGCGAAGAAGAGUCGCGAUCUAUUCAAGGCGAAGAUCAAACUGGCUUUGGACGUCGCUCCUCAGCCUUCCGCCGCCCAUACUCGAGCGUUGGUGAUGAAGGCAGUAUUCUUCGAGCAAGACCGCGCUGCGAACAUCGGAACUGUCCUCGCCGCGUUGCCGAAGGAUAAAGGGAAGAGCAAACAGAACCAAGCAUCCAACUUUCUUGACUCAUCUCUUCCUGUGUCCGUGCGGGAAGAGAUUGCGAUCUCGGUUCGCUGUGCAAUGAUUGCGGCUAUAUUUACGGCUAGGACUACAGGCGACAAUUCUCUACCGGCAUCCUUCACUAUCCAACGAGCUGUCACAUGGUUCAAUCAGUUGCCGCUUGACCCGGUGGAUCUGACGCUUCUCGGGUUCGCGUCUGUGUACCAUCUGCUCCAUGUCCUCGCCUCUGACACCGACUAUCUGUCGUCCUCGGAGUCCUCUUCGCCAUCUUCUCCCACCUCGCGCAGUUCCACCCCGUCGUCUUCGCUUUCUUCUGAUGAAGAGGAAAAUGACAAGCUACGUGUGUCGCAGAAGCCCGAGAUUUUGCCGCAAUCCAUUCCGAAUUUGGGUCGUGUGGCAUCCGAACUCAUGUACUGGGCGCGGAAUGCAUACAAUCCGGCCUUCUACGGUUUCACUUCUCAGCUUGUUAAGGUCAUUGAAACCGAAUGCACCUCGCUAUGCCAUAGUGCUGGGGUCGAUGUGACCGACUACUCUUGCAUUCAGGAGGAGAAGAUCAGGUCGAAACAACUGAAAGACAAAAAGAAGAAAAAGUACCCAAGAAGGUCGUGAGCACUCGUCGAUUAGACCAAUCAAAAUAGAGAAGAAAACAAAGACGGAUUUUUCGACUUUUGGCGCUUCUGGUCUCGAUGAAAGUGACUGCCGCCUGGAGCCCAGCAGUUCCAUAAUCUCGUGACAAAAUUCCCCACCCGGAUACAAACUUUCAGAGAUAUCACGGUUACGUUCCCAUUAAUGAUAUGACUAAGUCGGAAUCGUCUUCCUUUCACGUGUAUUUUUCCAUCUUGCUUUACUUCAAAGGCAAUUUAUUGU
This is a messenger RNA of Aspergillus costaricaensis CBS 115574, 3472 nucleotides long. Its product is annotated as basic helix-loop-helix domain-containing protein. The record is from RefSeq and is a predicted model, not a curated record. Gene Ontology annotation, biological process: SREBP signaling pathway; positive regulation of transcription by RNA polymerase II. Bases 254 to 3214 code for a protein of 986 amino acids. Gene Ontology annotation, molecular function: protein dimerization activity. The transcript has 2 exons. Lineage: Eukaryota; Fungi; Ascomycota; Eurotiomycetes; Eurotiales; Aspergillaceae.